UUGAACACUUCAACCACCUCUGAUGGUGAUGAUCAUCGUAACACGUCUCAGUACAAGGAGGCACUACAAAAUAUGGCUGCUCUGAUGACCGAUGUGGACCUGACGGAAGAUGUGAUGAACGAUUUGAAACAGCGCUUCGAUCUUAAAUAA
Molecule: messenger RNA, 150 nt
Organism: Echinostoma caproni
Lineage: Eukaryota; Metazoa; Platyhelminthes; Trematoda; Plagiorchiida; Echinostomatidae
Source: the annotation of a GenBank genome assembly